AAGCAUUUUAGAAGACUGGCGCUCCGGCGCUCCAAGAUCCUGCACCGCACCGGGCUGACAUUGGGCUGAGGAAGUCAAGAUGGGCUGUCUGCGCUUCACCCCCAUCGUUGUGCUGCAGUUGACUCUGUGCAGCGUAUUGCAGGGUGCAAAAUGGAAAUACAGUGGGCCAGAAGGAGAACACCACUGGUCCAAGCAUUAUCCGUACUGUGGUGGAGCUUUCCAGUCUCCAAUUGACAUCAAGUCAGAGCUGUUGAGGUUUGAUCCCACUUUACGUCCAAUUGAGGUUCAAAACUACAACCUUUCACUUAACGAGCAGCUCACUCUUGGAAAUAAUGGACACUCUUUGCAAAUAUCAUUGCCUUCAAAGAUGCACAUCUCCAGCCUGCGUCAUCGCUACAAUGCAGCUCAGCUCCAUUUCCACUGGGGCUCCUCCGGUCGACCUGCUGGCUCUGAACACACUGUGAACAGUAAACAGUAUGCAGCAGAGAUGCAUGUUGUACAUUACAAUUCAGAUAAAUACGCAAAUAUAUCCAUGGCUGUAGAUAAAUCUGAUGGUCUGGCUGUGCUGGGUGUCCUGAUCGAGAUUGGGGAGUUCAAUCCAGCCUUUGAGCAGUUCUUAAAGUUCAUUAAUGGUGUCAAAUACAGAGAUCAGAAAGUGCAGGUGUCUGGCUUCAACAUCAGGACUCUGCUGCCUGCACGUUUGGAUGAAUAUUAUCGCUAUGAUGGCUCACUGACAACUCCUCCAUGUUAUCCAAGUGUGCUCUGGACAGUGUUCAGAAAUCCUGUAGCAAUUUCUCAAAAACAGUUUUUUUCCUUUGCAACAGCCCUCUACUCCUCCUAUGCUCAAGACUCAGCCACUGCACUGCUACACAGCAACUACAGGAAACCACAGCCAGCAGACAGCCGAGUAGUUCUGGUAUCUUUUAAGGAGGGCAGAGGACUGUAUGGUACCCAUACAGUCACAUCUCCCUUCACGAGGAAGAGAAUCAUUCAGCAGCUGCUGGUUGGCGACCUAGCAGACUUGGCUGAUGAAGGGCUGUAUCAGCUCCUACCAAGUGGCUCACAGAAGCUACAUGCUGACGAGAGGAACGAGCUCAAGGACAUGCAGAAUCUAGCCAAACCCAAACAACAAUUGUUGAAUCCAUCUCUGUGGAAGAAGAGCCAGACCAACCGCUAUGUGGGAAAGUUGGCCUUGGCUGAAGACACACUGUGCUACGGCUCACUGAAGCAGAGAGUUUCGCAUCAGCUCAGACAUUCCCAUGCUGAAAAUGAACUGGUUCAGGCUCUCAGAGAUGCAGUUUUUCCUGAGCUCAACUUAAAGAGCUACCUGGACUGCAAGUCAGACUUAGCUCUUCCCACCAUCAGACACAUUCUCCGAGGACGACCGACUGAUGAGGCUUUUGAGUUAGAUCGUUCCCUGACAAAAGCCUUGAUGAAUCAAAGGAAGACUUCCGCUGCAGUUAAACAAAAUGGACCAGUGACGAAGUACGGUGGUCUUUCACCAGCCACUGCUCCAAGGAAACCACUUAGCAAGGAUUAUCCACAUCCUUGGCUUUUGCCAAUGGAGUGGGAAGAUUAGAAAUAUUCCAGAAAGCUCACACUGUCACUUUUUUUUAAUAAUUUUAAGCAGUUGUGUACAAAAACAAAUGACUUAUUGGGGCCUUUCAUUUCUUGAAUCCAUCUUUGCUUAAUGUAUUUAAUAAUAAAUUAUUUUUUCCAGUGUGUGCACAUAAAUAUAAAAACUUUCCAGUAGAUAAUUUGCUAUUUGCUCUUUGUUUUAAUUUAUUUUGUUUGUAACAGGUCAUCAGCUGCAGCUGUACGCAGGAUUAUGAGAGGAUAUAUCUACCAUAUAUUUUUGUUCUGGAAAUUUAAUAAGGUUUCGUAUUUAGGCUUUCACUGUGUUUGAGGGAUCCCAUUUUUUUUCAAUAGUUUGAUAGCUGUGCAGCUAUACUUAUAAUUAGGUAAAGGUGACCUUGAAAGAAACCUUUCUUACAAAGAUCCAUCAUUUACAACCCAAGAAAUAUUUGAGUUAUUUAAAAUCCCCCUAAAAAUAUUAAACAUUUUGAACUAAAGUGCUCAAUAUUGCUUUGUGUACACAGUAUGAUUUUAACACUGUUGUGAAUCUUUGUAUUAGUAGCUAAUGACAGUCAGCAGUUCCUUCAUCAGUAUUGAUGGGAAGCUGUUCAGUCACCAUCUCUAAACUCCUCCAGCUUGUGCAUAUUUCUUCAGGGUUGUCCUCACCACUUUCAUUACAUUUAGAUCCAACUUUAGACCAAACAAAAAUCAUAUUUUUUCUGACUUUAGGGACCAGAUGCCAGUGUCUUUCUGGGAAGUUCACAAUCUAUAAUGCACUGCCAUGUAAAAGAAUGGCAGACUAUGUGGAUGUUGAGCUAUGAGGGUUUCUCCACUAUUAUAAAAACAAAGAUGGAAUGAGUGUUUCACAUGUCACGUCUACGCAGCCAAAGAUAAUAGAAAAGGCCAUUCAAGUCAUGAAACUUUCCUGUCUAUAUGUAUUACUUUCAAUUUUUUAUUUGCAGCAACUAAGUGGAAAAAGCAUCAUACUUUUCAUAUUACAGAUCUUUUUCAUAUUUUUAACCACAUUUCUGUCAACCUAUAGAACUGGUCACUUUUCCAAGUGUUAUCCUUUACAGCAGCUUUGCUUUUUGCAGGGUCACAGAAGGCUGGUUGAACAGGAAUGGCCAUUUUGAGAAGACAUGUCUUUUGUAUCAAUUGGGAAAGCUGCCAAAUAGCAAGACUUUAAAAUGAACUCUGAAAAUUCUCAUCGUGCUCAUGAUUGUGUGAGCUUAAAUGCAGCUUGUGUCUAAACAAGGCAUUUCUUCAUUUAAAAGAGCAACACUUUUGCUUUAAUUGUGACGUGUAAUUCAUUAUUUUCUGUAGCUGGUGCCAUCCCUAACAUGUCUGCUGCUCUUCGAAUUUCACUGUCACUUUCUCUUUCUCUCUCCCUGUCACUCAGAUGAACUUUCUUGGAUAAACACUGGUAUGUUUUUUGUAUAUUUUGUGUUUUUUCCCUGCUAUCCUACCAUAUGUAUUUCAUUUCACAUCUUGGCAGCAUCAAGAAGAAACGACUUUUUGAAAUAUUGUUCUCUAUUGUGGAGUUUUAAGAUAAACUAGUUAAAAAAAAACAAAAAAAAACAUACAGAAACCAGUCAACCCUUACCUUGCCUGUGGAAUAAUUAACCUUCACUUUAAAUGUUAAUACAUAAACAUUUAGAUAAAUAUUUAAACCCUCAUUAUUACAUGGACCUGUCUGCAUCUGUUUCUCACUCUGCAGGUAUUCUGGUUCCCAUACUGGUGAGCUCCACAAUGGGAUUAAUUUUCAUUAUCUCUUUAAUGUGCUGCCUAUUGAGGCAAAAAAGAUCUGCUGCUGACCCGAACAGACACAAAACUGCUGGAUACAUUAUUGGAGACAGAGACG
Melanotaenia boesemani (Boeseman's rainbowfish) is the source of this 3436-nucleotide messenger RNA. It is a transcript of the gene ca12, whose product is annotated as carbonic anhydrase XII. Gene Ontology annotation, cellular component: plasma membrane. Gene Ontology annotation, molecular function: zinc ion binding; carbonate dehydratase activity. NCBI's taxonomy places the organism in Eukaryota, Metazoa, Chordata, Actinopteri, Atheriniformes, Melanotaeniidae. The record is from RefSeq and is a predicted model, not a curated record. The transcript has 10 exons. The coding region runs from base 80 to 1579 and encodes 499 amino acids.